ACAGAGGGAGCUGAACACGGAAGUGGUGGCGGCCCCUGGGGAGCAGGCGGGGGUGGUGACCGAGACCUACGAGGCGAGAACCGAGCGCCGAGGGACAGCGGGGGUUGCAGAAAGGCAUCCGCCCUGUAGGACCUGUACGAGGUGCAGGAGUGGCUGGUCCUCCCUUCUCCACUCCAGAGAGCGCUCAAGAGUGAUGGCGAUGGUGAUGGCGGCAGUUAUUUGGACAGCCCCAGCUAAGCUGCGAUCCGGGAGAUACAUCCAGAAAGUGUCCAGAAGAAACUUCCUGCAAGAAAAACUGAAAAAACCGUACUUAUAACACAGGAAUUUCUGGAUAAUUCGUAAAAAUGGCAGAAAAUAGUGAAAAUAAUAGUAAAAAUGUAGAUGUAAGGCCCAAAACUACUCGGAGUAGAAGUGCUGACAGAAAGGAUGGUUAUGUGUGGAGUGGAAAGAAGUUAUCUUGGUCAAAAAAGAGUGAGAGUUGUUCAGAUGCUGAAACAGUGAAUGCAAUAGAGAAAACUGAAGUUCCUUUAAGGAACCAGGAAAGGAAGCACAGCUGUUCAUCUAUCGAGUUGGACUUAGAUCAUUCCUGUGGACAUAGAUUUUUAGGCCGAUCUCUUAAGCAGAAACUGCAAGAUGCUGUGGGGCAGUGUUUUCCAUUAAAGAAUUGUAGUAGUCGGCACUCUUCAGGGCUUCCAUCUAAAAGAAAAAUUCAUAUCAGUGAACUCAUGUUAGAUAAGUGUCCAUUCCCACCUCGAUCAGAUUUAGCCUUUAGGUGGCAUUUUAUUAAACGACAUACUGCUCCUAUAAAUCCCAAAUCAGAUGGGUGGGUAAGCACAGACUUGUCUCAAAGUGAGUCGAGGGAAGGUCAGCCAAAACAAAGAAGAAACAUGGAAGAAAAUGUAAACUGUUUCUCACAUACUAAUGUUCCACCCUGUGUCAUAACUACCAACAAUGCUUCAUGUAGAGGUGGUCCUAUGACUGGCUCUGUGAUGAACCUGGUUUCAAAUAACAGCAUAGAAGAUAGUGAUAUGGAUUCAGAUGAUGAAAUUAUAACACUUUGCACAAGUUCCAGAAAAAGAAACAAACCCAGAUGGGAAAUAGAUGAUGAAAUCCUGCAGUUGGAAACACCUCCUAAGUACCACACCCAGAUUGAUUAUGUCCAUUGUCUCGUACCAGACCUCCUUCAGAUCAAUAACAAUCCAUGUUACUGGGGAGUUAUGGAUAAAUAUGCAGCUGAAGCUCUACUAGAAGGAAAACCAGAGGGUACCUUUUUACUUCGAGACUCAGCACAGGAAGACUAUUUAUUCUCUGUUAGUUUUAGACGCUAUAGUCGUUCUCUUCAUGCUAGAAUUGAGCAGUGGAAUCACAACUUCAGCUUUGAUGCACAUGAUCCUUGUGUCUUUCAUUCUCCUGACAUUACUGGGCUCCUGGAACAUUAUAAGGACCCAAGCGCCUGUAUGUUCUUCGAACCACUUUUAUCUACUCCUUUAAUUCGGACUUUCCCCUUUUCCCUGCAGCACAUAUGCAGAACAGUUAUUUGUAACUGUACAACUUAUGAUGGCAUUGAUGCCCUUCCAAUUCCUUCUUCUAUGAAAUUAUAUCUGAAGGAAUAUCAUUAUAAAUCAAAAGUUAGAGUACUCAGGAUUGAUGUACCAGAACAACAAUGCUAGAAAAAAGGCAGGAAAUGGAAACAAUUAUAUGCAUAUUUUCAUUUAAUAUUUUAUUUUUUUUAUGAUGCCACUUUAAAUUUUUUUACAAAGGCAGUUGGAGUCCUCUGUGUUAAAUUUUACUCCCAAAUCAGUUUAUUUUUCUUAUGUUACACUAAUUGUUUAAGGUUAUGCACUAGAGGUUAAUAGAUAUUUUUAACC
Molecule: messenger RNA, 1868 nt
Organism: Cynocephalus volans (Philippine flying lemur)
Lineage: Eukaryota; Metazoa; Chordata; Mammalia; Dermoptera; Cynocephalidae
Gene: SOCS4
Product: suppressor of cytokine signaling 4
Exons: 2
Coding region: 345-1670 (441 amino acids)
Biological process (GO): phosphatidylinositol phosphate biosynthetic process; intracellular signal transduction; positive regulation of proteasomal ubiquitin-dependent protein catabolic process
Cellular component (GO): phosphatidylinositol 3-kinase complex
Molecular function (GO): 1-phosphatidylinositol-3-kinase regulator activity
Source: RefSeq, a predicted model, not a curated record